This is a messenger RNA of Laetiporus sulphureus 93-53, 1107 nucleotides long. RefSeq names its product NAD(P)-binding protein. Bases 65 to 961 code for a protein of 298 amino acids. The transcript is spliced from 4 exons. The record is from RefSeq and is a predicted model, not a curated record. Lineage: Eukaryota; Fungi; Basidiomycota; Agaricomycetes; Polyporales; Laetiporaceae.
UGUUCAUCGAUAACUCCCAGCACCUCGGUACUUCUGAGAUUGUCGCAGACAGAACUAGACGACAAUGAAGGUACUCAUCAUCGGUGUCACUGGAUUUAUUGGUCUGCCUGCCGCACAGGCAUUCGUCCGAGCUGGACACAUAGUCUACGGCGUGACACGCUCAGCGCAGAAAGCCAAGAAGCUUGCUGCAGAAGAGAUCAUCCCAAUUGUCGGCGAGACCGAGGACACCUCUGUUUGGGCCCCUCUCGUCUCCACUCUCGACGUCGUAAUCGAGGCCAUCAGCGGGCCCGACGUCCGCGUCCUCUCCCAGAGGCUCCUCACCGCGGCCGCCGAGGCCGCGCAGAAGUACCGCCCCGCCCAUGCCCCCACGCUCACAUACAUCUACACCUCGGGCAUGUGGGUGCACGGUGACAACCGCAAAGACAUUGUCACGGACACGACACCCCUCACGAGCCCGAUCGACUUCGUCGCGUGGCGACCAGCAUUUGAACAGCUCGUCGUCACCAACCCCGCUGUGAACGGCAUUGUCAUCCGCCCAGGGCUGGUGUAUGGGCGAUCGGGCUCGAUCACAGCGAUGCUGUUUAAGAAGGCGUAUGAGGGGAAGGUGGCAUGGUUUGGUGCACCUAGAGGCCGAUACGCGGUGAUUCACUGCGACGACUUGGCGGAGAUGUACCUGCUUGUGGGGGAGAAGGGUUCAAUCUUGGGCGGAAAGACGUUCGAUGCUGCGAAUGGUACGGAGAGUGUGGAUGACAUCCUGCAGAAGCUCGUGGGGGUGUCGGGUGCGAAGGGGCCGUACGAGUACAUCCAAGCAAGUAACCCGUUCGAGAAGGCCAUCGGCACAACGGGCCUUGCCCGUCCGUACCUCGCACGUAGUCUUUUAGGUUGGCAGCCCCGGAAAGCUGGUCUCGUAGACCACCUGGAGAUCUACUACAGCGCGUGGAAGGCGAGCGAGGAUCUGUAAAGCCAGUAGUUAUGACGGAGUGUACCAACAGCCUCAUGAAUCUCGUGUACGAUAGUUUCCAUCAACCUGGAUAGCAUGAGAGCAUCAUUAUGAGCACCAUAUCCCUCAGUAUCACUUUAUAGCCCAAGCCUAGUUUGAAUCCACGU